Messenger RNA from Postia placenta MAD-698-R-SB12, 6112 nucleotides. RefSeq lists its product as hypothetical. NCBI's taxonomy places the organism in Eukaryota, Fungi, Basidiomycota, Agaricomycetes, Polyporales, Adustoporiaceae. Bases 103 to 5850 code for a protein of 1915 amino acids. Gene Ontology annotation, molecular function: guanyl-nucleotide exchange factor activity. Gene Ontology annotation, cellular component: cytoplasm. The record is from RefSeq and is a predicted model, not a curated record. The transcript is spliced from 13 exons. Gene Ontology annotation, biological process: small GTPase-mediated signal transduction; regulation of GTPase activity.
CUUGACACAACGUUUCACGAGAAAAUCGAACAAUACAGAACCACUCGCGCGGACAGCGUCGGGAGUCUGAGCAAUGCGCCCUCUCCGUCAGUCUCGUCACUCAUGUCCGCUCAGAAGGUCUAUCCAUUCCCUGUCAUAUCUCAGUCACCCUCCGAGCCGCUCUCAUCGUCUCCGCCGCAUCGACCCAGCAUCCAACUCUCGGCUGCAUCGCCGAUCUCUACGAACGGGGCGGCGCUAACGCCAGUCCUCUCGAACUCUAAUUCACAUGUUCAUUCGCGCUCGCACUCAUUCACCCCACGUCUGCCGUCUAAGCUUGCAUCGCCGAAACCGUCGCUUCAGCCACCGACGAGCCCGAAGCGCAAGGGAUCGGCGUCUUCUGAUCCUGCUGAGCACACUGGUCGAGUGCCGCUCUCUCCCACUGCAUUGGCACCUCCCAAGAUCGUCGAGCCACCGGGCGCAGAUAAGGACUCGAAGCAGGAGAAACGUGGCUCGCAAUUAUUGUACCAUUCGGGCUUUGUCAAUCGCCUCGUCGACUUCUCGCCGUCGGCAUUGAGCGUCCGCGCCAACCAGUCAUACAUGAGUGGGGGUAGCGUGUCGGCGCUGUCCAAAGGCUGGAAGCCGUUCAAGCUCGUCCUGAAAGGGUCGAAGCUAUAUUUUUAUAAGCCCCCAAGCGACAGAAGUGCUGCCAUCAAGGAGCUGUUUCCGACAGAAUUGGUAACGGUGCUAGAAGAUGAGGGCUUAGCUGAUGGCGAUCUCGAAGGCAACGAGGUUGAGGAAGAAGAGACAGGUAGAGGCGGGAGGGGAAGAGAUAGAGAUGAUAUGCGAAGACGCCGGGCGUACUGGGGCAGGGGGACUCAUCCAUCUCUGUUUCUCGCUGGAGAGCGAAUCGAGAGAGGGACGUUCGAAGCUCUUGUCCACGAAACUAUCUUCGCGACAACCUUCGUCAAGUCAACGGCUUCUGACAGUCCAGAAUGGCACGAAUUUGCAUCCACGAUUUUGCUCACCCUGCCAGCCUUGGUAGGUGGUGCAAAAUUCGAGGCCGAGUUCGUUCGAUGUUGUGCCAAUCUCGUAAGUGGGGCGGAGGAUAUUGACAAGGAUGAGGAGCGCGCCCGUGUACGGUGGCUCGCUACGCAGUACCUCACCUACCACGGCAAUCCCGCGAAUCCCGAAUCGUGGGAGCUCUGGCGUAAGGAGACCAUUCCAGACUUCCCUGCAGACUUUUCCGUGACAUCGAAGGUUGCCGGCAUACCCAAGACAUCGUCAACACAGGCAGUAUUCACUCCUUCUCCACAGCUCCCUACCUUCGCGGAGUUCUCGCCUGACCUUGGGACCUUCUCACCCAGACCAGGCGAUGGUAGCAAGAUGAUGUCCAUCGUCGAGGCUCUAGGCGUGCCGCCGCCGCCUCCUGGGCAAGUUCCCUAUCAUGACUCGGAUUCGUUGCGAUUGCGGGACCUACUCGAGAGCGGCGGGUUGACGCGAGAUGUCCUCCAGAGCGUGGACGUUCAAGUACUGGCGCGCAGUCUCCUAGUGUUCAACAUACGGCUACUUGGACAAUUACCGGAUCAUUUCCUUGCAGACCUGUGCCUUGAGCCGGAUUUGUUAGGCACCAGUGAAAGUGCAGAUACUAGGAAUCAAGAUGAGAAGAAUGGUUCUUCGCCAAGCCUUGCGCCUUUCAUGGGGACAGACGACUCACCACAUUGGCUUACGAAGACGAUCCUCAACCAGAUACUUAUCCCUGAGGCAACUGGCGCUUCGGCCACGCGCACACAGGACGACCGACAUGCCCCUACAUCACGCACGCAUACCCGUUCUGAGGUCAUAUCCACCUGGGCAAGGAUUGGGGAGCUAUGCCGCCGGACAGGGGACGAAUGUUCCUGGCACGCAAUCUUCGCUGCACUGUGCUCUCGCCCGGUUGCUCGUUUGGAUAAGGUCUGGAAGCGUGUGGACUCGGAUGCUAUUUCUUUGGUCCAGUCAUGGGUUCAGCUACUCGAAAAGGCAGACGCUGUGUCGAGCGACAUCCCAUUGUCAGUACCAUGGGCUGGAGAGACCAUAAAUCAGAUGAGAAGGGCCCUCAAUAUCGCAAGAUACGGUGAUGUUGAGGAGUGGCAGCUCAGCUAUCUCGUUGAUGCGCGAGUCAAGUUCGAUUCACUUCGCACGGCAUUUGCUCUCUGCAGCAGGAAAUCUGGUUCAGACGGGGAAAGCGAAGCAGAAGACGUCGAGGCGUUAGUCAAGCAAUGGAACAGCCUGCAGGCAGGUGGUACCACUACCGGCAUGGCUUCUAAAUUCGUGCGUAUUGACCAGUUUAUGUCGCUGUCCCUCGCUGCAGAACCGCGGCGCAGGGGCCUCUUUGAACCUUACUACUGGACCCGUUCCCCUGCGCAGCAAGUCUCUCAAUCUCUCACUGCUGUUUUCUUCCCUGAUCCCUUACCCACUGUUGCCUUCAUCAAUCGUGAGCUGCUUGCGCGUGGCCGGCUGGAUAGCAGCGCUAGUAUAAACCUACAAGAAGUGCAGCAAAUACGAGAAGCCUGGCUAAAACCUGACGCUACCUCCACGAUCAGAACGCAGGCUGACAAGCCAGUCGGCAUCGACCUAGGCGGUACAAUCCUGCCUGUCUUCGACGGCGAACUUCUUUUGCUUGUUCAGCCUCAUGCCGAGAAUGCAUCAUCCUCGCGUCCUACCUCUCGCGCUCCUUCAAGACCCCCUAGCUCUAUAACCGACUCACCAGCACCAGAGAAAACCUUCAGUCGCAGUCCAUCCAUCCGGGUGAGCCCUGGUACCUCCCAUAGCCUUGAUCGCAAACCCAGUGUUGCCCGCCGCAAUUCCCUCCCUUCCAUCUCACAACGGACUAGUCUUGUCGUACCAGAAGUCAGUUCGGAGAAACCCCUCCGUGUUGUGGUGCAGGCUGGCACUCUAGAUCGUCUAGUAGAUAUACUGGUGCAUGGUCUCCAAGGUGUCUCAGUGUCCGUCUCUGAUGACAAUGGAGAGAUACCCCUAACCGACACGAAGACAAGGGAAGUGAAAGUCGACAUGGAUGAAUUCUCAGAAGUUUGGUGGAGCAUUUACAGGAGUUUCAUGACUCCCCAGGUUUUGUUCGAGUUCCUGCGGAAGCGGUAUUUGAGCGCCCGCCUGUCCUCGUCACCCUCAAAUGUGCAAAUCAACAACGUAGUCCGUCUACGUUCUGAGGUGCUGGAAACCAUGAACGAAUGGAUCAACAGAGGAGGCGGUGCCCAAGACGCUCUCGAUGACAUACAGCUCUUCAAGUCUAUUGAGACUUUCUUGAACGAGUCUGCUGACCAUGACUUGACUCGCUUCAUCCUGGCAGAUGACGAGUCGGGUAGACGGACAGUCGGUUUGCUCGACCAGAUCAAGAAGACCCUCCACAUGUCCUUCUUGUCGCAAAGCUUGAGACCUACCCGGGUAGUAUCCCCCGCAGAUGAAUCUACUGAUGUGCCAGGCGUACAGAGUUUUGGCUCUCAAGUCCCAGACCUGGACCAGAUCGACGUCGAAGAGCUUGUGAACAAUCUGGAUUCUAUGGGUAGUGCUGCAUGGCGUAACGUUACCAAAGAGGACCUCUUUGUGACUGCUGAUCUACUCGAAGUUCAGUCGGCGGACCGCACUGGCUGGUUCUUGUCUCGCGAACCCAGCGCAAUCGCCGACGAAGUGGAAAUCCAUAGCAUGAAUUCAUACAUCGUCGAAGUCGAGCCAUCAACGAUGAUAUCCGAACUUGCCCAAGAGUCCCUUUACCGCCUCCUUCCACCGUCGAUCCGUACGUGUAUCCGAGCCUUCGGUAUCUUGCGCAAGUGGCUGGUAUCCAAGCUCGUUGCCACACGAGUUGGUCUCCGCGUCCGCCAGGCAAGAAUGGACCUGUUACUCCGAGCGAUCGAGGUCUGCCGUCUACGGAAUGCCGAACCCACUACAUCUGGCAACCUAUCGCUCGCCUCGCGCCCAUGUAUUCGGUCAUUUGUUGAGACAGUGAUUACCUCUGCUAUUCUCAGUGUGGAGAGCCGUACCCAUUACCGCGCGUGGCAAAAUCUUGCCCUGGCUCGCGGGACGACUUGCGACACACUAGCUGCCUUGUUGAGCCGUCCGGCUAUCUCUUCUCUCACCUCAAGAGGUACCUUGACGGUUGAUAUCGGGUGGGUUAUCGAGAGGAUGCUCGAAGUCAUCAGUGCUGCGGAUAUCCUGGAAUCGGCGAAUGCGGAGACUUCAGGCUUAGUGAACUUCGACAAACGCAGGUCCCUCCAUACACUGAUCAGUACGACGUCUGGCAUCAGCCGCAAACGCCAGCGGCGCCAUCUGGAUCGACGUGACUUCGAGAGACUGAAUACCAUCGAGAAGGAAGUCUCAUCAAUUCAGUUUGACCUCCGGUUGAUACGGGAGGAAGCUUACCGCGAAGCUACAUCAGCUGGUUCUUUGGGGUACAAAAAGCCUCAGAGGCCUUUCCAGUAUCUGGUUUCUCUGCAGCAAGAGAAGAACAAAAGGGAUCGGCACUUACGCGAUCGGCUUAGCAGAGAAAAGCGGCAGGAACAACAACGCAACGACAGGCGAGAAGAAUAUCUCAACAAGGCUAUGAACACGCGACGUCAACCUGCAAUUGUCCAGAAACAGCAUCGCAACAAGAAGAGCAUGUCGUCUGCAUUCUUUCAAUUCAUGCGGCCCAUCUCCAGCGCGUUCUCUUCAGAAACUCUUGCUAUGCCUGGUGUCAAGCGCACGCCUGCCGAACUUGAUUUUGUCCCGUCACAUAAACCGACGCUGGUCCUCAGCGUCGUUGAUGCGCGGGUGGCUCAAUUCGUGAAUAAUGAGCGUUCGUUCACGUUCCAGUUGGAUACGGAGGACGGAGGACAUUACCUGCUACAGACCAUCAGCAAGGCCGAGAUGAAGAAAUGGAUGGACACCGUUCAGCACGUCUCAACGAUUGCAGCGAAGCGCCGCUUGACGUACCUGGGACAGAAUUCCAAAAUGCAACUCUCGGAUCAUCUCCUCAGUCAACCCGGGUCCACAUCGCGAGAUCCAAGGGCAGUAUUCGGGGUUGACCUUGACUUUCUCCUGGAGCGCGAAGCCGGGUCAGGCGAGGUUGCCCCUGGAGCUCUUCCUUCUGUACUUGAGCGUUUGAUAGUGGAAGUAGAGAGCCGCGGACUGUCUGAAUUGGGUAUCUAUCGGAUUGCUGGUGCACAUUCCGAAGUCCAAGCAUUCAAAGAUACCAUCAACCGCGGCGAAUGGCCAAUAUCCUCUUCCACAGAUAUCCACGCUGUGUGUGAUCUCAUCAAGUCGUGGUUCCGUGUCUUGCCUGGCGGCAUCUUCCAGGACGGUGUGUACAGCGAGAUUCUUGAAGCUGUCUCAAAUGAUGAGGCCGACUUGGCGACGAGGCUGUCCAAUAUCCGCAGAGUAGUUCACGGACUCCCUGAUUCAAGAUUUUACCUCUUGAGGCGCAUCAUUGAGCACCUUGACAAGGUGACCGAUUACGAGGAGAAUAACCAAAUGACUGCGGAGUCUCUCUCCACCGUCUUUAGUCCGAACCUAUUGCGUGCGCCAAACAACGAUGUUGCUCUCUUCUUUGCCAACAUGAGCAUGGGGCAUCGUGUGUGCAAACUACUCAUUGCACAUUUCCAUACCAUCUUCGAUAUCGAAGCCGAGCAAGAUCAAGAGGCCGGGAUCGAUCGCGAACAAGAACAGGAAGAGUUUGAGUUCGACGAACCUAUACCAGAAGAGGACGAAGAGGCAGAUAUGCUCUGUGAUGGCGGUCCUGACACGCCAGACGAUGACAAGAACUCCCUGCAAAUUUCUGCAGGGCCUCCUGUCCUUGACAUCAAUCUGGGCAGUCCGCAUUCACUCUCGUUUACGGUCUCAUGAUCAUGCUCCAGCUCCCUCACUCUUUCUGAGCCCGCAUACCUGUACGCUGUGAUACUUUAUGGACACGCAUCCCUUUCGGACUCGCCGCUCUUUUGACCCUUGGUGCUGACACCGUCCUUUGUGCAUCCGGUAGCUAUAUGUGAUGAGUGUAUGGUUAGAAUAUACCCGCACGGCAGACUUACCCAACGGACGUCGUACUGUCAUGGUGUUAGCUACUUAAUCGUACUCUAUGUUUCAAUAGCUCCAUUUCCUCUAUCCGUCA